This is a messenger RNA of Silurus meridionalis, 3303 nucleotides long. It is a transcript of the gene plxdc1, whose product is annotated as plexin domain containing 1. The record is from RefSeq and is a predicted model, not a curated record. The coding region runs from base 420 to 1835 and encodes 471 amino acids. The transcript is spliced from 13 exons. Lineage: Eukaryota; Metazoa; Chordata; Actinopteri; Siluriformes; Siluridae.
UCAAGAGGGAAAGAACAGGGAGGUGGAGAACUAUUUCUCAGUUGGUCUGCCCGUCUAUCCCGCCUUGAACUCUCGCAUUACCAUGACUACAGCAUCCGAGAAUUCAGUGAAAGAAAUCACAGAGGCAGAGUGAAAUUGGAAGGCAAUAAUCUGUUUCUUUUUUUCUAAGUGGAAAAAAGUAAGAGAGGGACAGAGAGGGAGAGAGAGAGAGAGAGAGGGGGAGAGAGAGAGAGAAGGGGGAGAGCAGAGGGAGGGAAGAGACAGAAAAACAAACUAGAGUAAGAAAAAGAGCUUGUCAAAGUGUAUACGGAAAAGAGGAGCAAGGUGACACGGGAGGAGCCCGAGGAGGGAGAAGAGAGGAGAGGAGAGGAGGAGGAAGAAGAGGAGAGGAGUGAGUAAAGGUCUGAGAGAAAGCUGCCAUGGGUCUGUGUGCUGUGUUGCUCAUCUGUCUGUCCCAGGCAGAGCUUGCCAGAGUCUGGAGUCAAGAACUAUCAGGUUCACUGCAUGGACAAUCAGAUGAACAGAGAGUCAAAAGAGAUCAGCAGGUGUCAAGCAGGAGUACACAGAACAGAACAGUGCAGGAGGCAAAUGGAGGCACCCUCGCUAUCGACACUCUGUCCGACAACAUGACCAAAAUAGUGGAGGACGCUCAAAAAUAUUACUCAUGGCGUAGCUUUGGUCCUGGCGACAGACAAACUCAAGAGCUUUGGGUGGACCUGAAUUCAGUCCAGGAGGGUCAAGUCAGAGUGCAUGGAAUUCUGUCGAACACACAUCGACAGGCAGCGCGAGUGGCUCUUUCCUUUGACUUCCCCUUCUAUGGACAUCAAGUGAGGCAAAUCACCAUAGCAACUGGAGGGUUCAUUUUCACUGGAGAGAUUACACAUCGCAUGCUGACGGCAACCCAGUACAUUGCGCCUCUCAUGGCCAACUUUGACCCCAGUUUUUCCAGGAACUCUACAGUAUGCUACCUGGAUAAUGGAAAGGUGUUUGUUGUACAAUGGGACAAGGUGAGGCUACAGGGCAGGGAAGCAGAGGGAGCCUUCACCUUCCAGGCUGCUCUUCAUCGUAACGGGACCAUUGUUUUUGGCUACAGAGAUGUGCCUUUAUCAGUGGAAAGGAUCAACUCUACUGAACACCCAGUGAAGGUUGGUCUGUCUGAUGCCUUCAUGGCCUUUAUUUCUUCCCCACAAUCCCCAGCAGAAUCAAAAAGGAGGACAAUUUAUGAAUAUCAUCGUGUUGAAGUCAACACCACUGAGAUUGUAAACCGCUCUGCAUUUGUGUUCAGCCCAUUACCUACUUGCCUCCAACACACCAGCUGUGACCAGUGUCUCCACUCCAACCUCACCACAGGCUGUGGCUGGUGCAACAUCCUGCAAAGGUGUUCAGAUGGGAUUGACCGGCAUAGACAGGAAUGGCUUGAAUUCAGCUGCUCAGAGGAGGCAAAGGAGAGCACAUGCGAAGAUUAUCCAGGAGGUACAGACAGUUCGAUGAGUCCAUUCAGCUCCCCUGUUCCUCCUGCUACACCAUCUCCUGCAGCUAGGCCAGGCAGCCCUGUCACUGAGGGUUCUCCUGGUGAAGAGGAGCCACCAGAACACACUGCAAUUAUUGCAGGUGUAGUGGCAGCCCUGGUCCUACUGGUGUUUCUGACCCUGCUGGCUGUGUACUACAUAAAUACACACCCCACUGUUGCGCCGCCAUUCUACCUCAUGCAGCGCCGAACCAAUAACUAUUGGCCGUCCAUGAAGUUUCGCAAUCAGGGUUGCCAUUCCAGUUACGCCGAGGUUGAACUUGGGUUUCAUGAAAAGGAUGGCUUUAUCGAGGCAGAGCAGUGUUGAGGAGGCAGGACUUCCUCCACAAAGGAGCCAGUUAAUCUCUGUUUUUUUUUUUGUGUGUUUUGUUUUUUGGAAAAAAGGUUCAAGCACCAAAAAAGACAAUGUGAGGCUGUUAACCAACAAAUGAAUGGACACCAGAGACUGUGGAUAGUUACCUUGCAAGCUUUCUCUGCCUCCAUAGAUUUGACAGUCCAGCCUGCAAACCUCUUGUGCUAUUUGUUUAUUCCUUUCAUUAAGGAACAGGCAAUGUUAAUGGAAAAUGUGCUAGCUGUGCUCUUGGUAAAGGCAGUAAGAGUGGCACAUGCAUUAACUAUAAAGAGUCCUGCAGUUAGUGUACAGUACUAUAAAACUUUGUGGAAUUUCAUUUUUAAAAAGAUGUUUGUGUUUUAUAUGUUCAAUGAAAAAAAAAAAAAAAAAAACUCAGUUAGCCACAUGAACUGCACUUUAAAUGAAUUAUCUCAGUAGUAAUAGUGAUAUGAUGGGAUCUCUUUUUUCUUUGAACUUUUUUUAUAUUUUGUGCCCUAGAGUAAAGUUUCAGGUAUCAGUAAUGCAAGCAAUGCACCCUCAUCAAUAGACAAAUGAUAAUUUAAAAAAAUCAAAACGAUACUGUUUUAUAAACAGGCAGUUUAGAGCUUUCUAUUAAAUGUGAAGUGAAUUGAUUGGUGAUACAUUGACAAGUAAAAAUUAUAAAUAAAUUAUGGCCCAUGGCUAACCUUGGCUCCUUUGUGAAAUUAAGAUGGUCAUAUGUUUUUUAGCUCAAUGGCUUUUUUCCAACUGGGGAUGAUCAUUAUCCAGAGAUGACAAUUAUGGAUAUGGAGUUGAGUUGCACUUCAGGUACAAAUUGACUGACUCACGACUUGUACACUUCUGAAAUUCCAGCUUGAUUAUUAAAAUAAACACAAGAACUAAAUUAAGGUUUGGUAAAUUACUCAGAAUUGCAGCUAAAUGGCUUGAGACUUGUCAUCGACCUUAGCUCAGAGACUUGAAAAUCUUACAGCUCAGAGACUUGUGACUUGGCUCAGACUUGCAGUUUAGAAACUUGUAACCUUAUUCACACUUGCAGUUAGGACACUUGUGAGAUUUGCAAAAGGUGACUUGUAUUAUGACUUAAAAAAAGUGAUUUGUAAGCAUCUCUGGUAAACAAUUGGGGAAAAAAAUAGAAUUUAAAAUCUCAUAACCCAAGAAUGACAAGUGUCUUUCUUAAAAAUAAUGGAAAUGGAAUCCAGUUCCAAUCAGGGAAAUUUGUGGAAUUGUUGUGUAACCUAUUAAUGUUCUGACAAAAUUCAUAUGCAGAACUGUUACAAUUUGAAAUUGUAAUCGCAUGUCAUAUGUUUAAUACAAAGUCCUGAUUUUUAAAACGGGCAAAACUGAUACAUUGUUGUUGAGGGUUAAAAUUACAUUAAAAUGUCAUUUUGAAUAUAAAGUGUGCUUUUAGUGAACCAAUAAAGUGAAAAUAAUGUUUUGAAAACCA